Corapipo altera (White-ruffed manakin) is the source of this 3308-nucleotide messenger RNA. It is a transcript of the gene LIMA1, whose product is annotated as LIM domain and actin binding 1. NCBI's taxonomy places the organism in Eukaryota, Metazoa, Chordata, Aves, Passeriformes, Pipridae. The coding region runs from base 123 to 2324 and encodes 733 amino acids. The transcript has 11 exons. The record is from RefSeq and is a predicted model, not a curated record. Gene Ontology annotation, cellular component: actin cytoskeleton; plasma membrane. Gene Ontology annotation, biological process: actin filament bundle assembly. Gene Ontology annotation, molecular function: actin filament binding.
GGGGCGUGGCCAGAGGCGCUGCCCGGCGCUGAGGCGGCUGAGGGGGGACAGUCGCCGGUUCGGCCGCGACAGGUGCGUUGGGACCCCCCCGUAUACCUGGGAAAGGGAUUUGGGGAGACAAGAUGGAGCCCUCCCCGUUCAGCAGAAGACAAUGGGCCUCCCAGUCUCUGAAAAUCACUGCCAAGGAGCUUUCCCUGGUCAACAGGAACAAGUCCUCGGCCCUGGCUGAGAGGUUCUCCAAGUAUCAGAAAGCUGCUGAAGAAGCCACUGCUGAGAAGAAAAGAAGUAACGCGGAAAACCUGCCCCCUCACUUCCCCAGGGGCAAUCUGAGCGCGCUGAAGAAGAGGUGGGAGAAGCCGGCGCUGGGAGCGGAGUCCUCCGGGAGGGAAUCGCUGCGGGGCGGCUGCGCUGAGCUUCGGCACAAGGUCGGGACCGGCCGCGCUCCUUCCCCAUCCCCGGGGGCCGGGGCUGCCCCUGCUGACGCCUCCAAAGGCAGAAUCCACUCCCCGGAGGGUGCCAACAUGGAAAACUGCGUGAGAGAGCCCAGGGAGGUGGAAAAGCCCGAGGCCGGCGAGGGCGCGGAGCCCCCGGGCAGGAUCGAGAAGUACAACGUGCCCCUGAGCAAGCUCAAGAUGAUGUUCGAGAAGGGCGAGCCCCCCCAGCCCAAGCAGGUCCCCAGGGAGCCCAGGAGGACGGCGCUGGGCAGGAGGGUCUCGGAGAACAGCGUCUCCUCGGAGGACUGCGACGCCGGAGCAGGGCAUCUUGCAGAGACCAUCCCAGGGCUGAGUGUGGACAGGGCAGAUCCCAGGAGGAGCCUGGACAUGCCUCGUUUUUCAGAGACCUCCAUAAAGGACAGGCUGGCCAAGUACCAGGCAGCUGUGUCCAAGCAGGGCACUUCCUCAGCCCUCACUCCCAUGAGUGAGAUUCAAGCCAGUGAGACUGAACUCAAGAAUUACAAAUCUGGGCAGAAGGAGAACGUGGCACCAAGUGAGGACUCCAGUUCCUGUCAGGAUGGGGAGAAGGUUUCUGCAGGUGAGAACAGCUUUUCUGUGCCCUCUGCUCUGCUGGAGGAUGGCCACGCUGGACAGAACUCGGAGAGCGAGGCAGAAGCUCAGAAACCUGCUGGCACAAAGCAGCAGAAGGUGGGUGCCAGAGCAGCUGCCCAGGCUGAGGCCUCCCCACCCAAAGCCGUGAAGAAAUUCCAGUUGCCAAUGAAGGAGACCUGUGUUGGGUGUCAGAAGACCGUGUACCCCAUGGAAAGGCUCUUUGCCAACCAGCAGGUGUUUCACAUCAGCUGCUUCCGCUGCUCCUACUGCAACAGCAAGCUCAGCCUCGGGACGUACGCGUCGCUGCGGGGGAACAUCUACUGCAAACCCCACUUCAACCAGCUCUUCAAAUCCAAGGGCAACUACGACGAGGGCUUCGGGCACAAACAGCACAAGGAGCUGUGGGCGGGCAAAACGGAAGGUGAGGAGUCCCCGGAGAAAACCCUCCCCGGGGGGAACGCGACAGAAGCUCCUCAGAGCCCCGGGGUGGAGGACGCCCCGAUUGCCAAGGUCGGGGUCCUGGCAGCGAGUAUGGAGGCAAAAGCUUCGGCCGUGCCCGAAAGGGAAGAGAGACCGGCGGAAACCAAAAAGCUCCGGAUCGCCUGGCCCCCUCCCUCCGACCAGAGCGUCCAGGGAAGUGCCUUAGAGGAGGGCAUCAAGGUGCUCAAACCCAAGUGGCCCCCGGAGGAAGAGGUUUCCAAGCCGGACGUGCAGGAGGAGGUGGAUCUGGAUCUCAAAAAGCUGAGGAGAUCCUCCUCGCUGAAGGAGAGGAGCCGCCCCUUCACGGUGGCGGCCUCGUUCAGAGCGGUGUCCGUGAGGGGCCACAGGGCAGAGAACUCGCCCUCUCCUCCUAAAGCUGAGAGGGACACGCGGAGAAAAGGGGAGGAACUGGAGAGAGAGGAGAAAGAGCAAAAGGAGAAGAAGGUUGAGCACAGGAACGUCCAGAACGAGGAGAAGAACGCGGGGGAAGAGCAGGAGUUGUGUGGGGUCAGAACAGAGCUCGGCGUCGUGGAGAACGGGCAGGGGGGCGCGGAGACGGACGAGGAGGAACCGGGAGAGCCGGAAACCCCAGAGGAAGAGCUCCCGGAACCAAAUUCUCCCAAACGUUCCAGCCUGGCCCACGUGGUGACUGCCAAGGAGCCCUCCCCGAGCCAGCACCGCAAAUCCCAGGACGUGGGUUUCUGGGAGGGCGACGACGUGGAGGAUCUGUCCGUGGAAGAGCAGAUCAAAAGGAACCGUUACUAUGAAGAUGAAGAUGAUGAUGAUGAUGAAGAAUAAAUUGGCCUUUUUUUUUAACUAGGAAACUUGCUGCAAGGUGCUGGGCCUUUUGGAAAUGGGUAUUUUUUUUUUUUUAGCUUUAACAAACAGCUCUCCUCCACGAAGCGAUGCCACACUGCACGUCAAGGGAAUCCACGUCCAAAUUAUCUCGACUGGGAAACUCUGGAAGCCUGCGAAGAGUCUCUUUGGGUGCAUGGGAACGAGUGUCUGUGGGACAGCAGCAGCAGGUAGUGUCUGCCCACGGGCUGUCCUGUGCUUGUCUCAUCCCUUUGAGCUUAAAUACGUAUUCCACUAGCAAACAACUCAGGGAAUUCCACCAAAAACCCGUGGAAUUCCGCCGUGGUGGUCCAGGACAGGCCCUCUGGAACACGCCACUUGUACCACUACAAAUGCUACUGCAGUGCUUAGGGACCAACUUCAAAGGGACUUUCUGGCCUGCUUUAAAAACGGUCACUUAAUGCACUUUAAUACGUGGAAAGGGGCACAACUGGGCUUUUAUAUUUUUUUUUUUUUUUUUAAAAAUAAUAAUUAAAAAAAACCAUUUCCGCGCGUGGCGUCCGACGACGAAAGCACCUGGAACCGAGUGCAAUGUGAAUUUUGUGUCUCAGACCCCCCCUCUGAGGGGCUGGGGGGGUCCCUGCCCAGCUGGAACGGUGCCCGUUGCUGGACCCACGUGUAUUUUAGUGCUUUCCCAGGAGCUGUGCCGGCUGCCAGGUCCCUUUGAGGGUGAGUGAACACUUUUUUGAGCAGCCUGCAGGGCAUUAUUUCUGCAUUUCAAGUGGUUUUUCUUUUUUUUGUUUCUUUUGGUUUUGUUGUCUUUUUUUUUUUUUUUUAUUAUUUGGAGUUCCUCCUCACCCUUUUAAACCACAAAGGAGAUUUUUAAGGCCUUUUUGUUGGACAACUCUCGAAAUCCCGCUCGUAUCAAGCUGCCAUAAAUCUCUUCCUUACAGCUGUGAAAUGAUGCUGCAUUGCAAAAAAAAAAAA